CUUGUUUAAUAUAAAUUUAUAAUGCAUCAAAAAAAAUUAAAUAAUUACUGAAACCAGACAUCAAUACCAAUAGACUAUUUUCUUGUACAAUUAUUUAAAUAACCUUGUGCAUACUAUGCGGAGUAGUUAUCAAAACUGUUUAAAUUUCCCGUUUGCUAGAUCAAUUCCAACUACAAAAUCUAUAUUGCUACUAAUUAUUAUAUAUUAUGGAUAUUGUUUAACGGAUGAUAAAACAGAAAAUUGGCUUUCAAAUAUUAAUAAGAGUCGUUAUAAGAAAUGUGUGUUCAAUACAAUAUGCAAAUUCCGCAAUUUAUCAUCAAAUAGCAAUUCAAGUGGAUCAAAAGAAAUCAGAUCAACAAUAUAUACAACCCAAUACGAAAAUGAUAUCAAUGGUAAGGAAAAUGAGUCGAAUAAUACGAGACAAAAUGUCAUAAACGCAGAUAAAUAUCCUCCUAAUUACAUUAAUAAAGUUUUUAAUAAAUAUCCUGUUAAGGCAAAAUCUCCAAUAACUAAUGAAUUUCUAAGGUGGAAUGAAAAAUGUACAGAGGUUUCUUUUCAUCAGACACUAACAGUAGAUGCAGAUAAAGAUUUCGCUGGAUUUAAGGAUCUAAAAGGUAAAUGGGAAUGUGAUACGGCUAAUAUAACAAAUAAAUUUUGCUUUGGUAUAUGUAGAACUUUUAAAUAUCCGAUUGAAGCCGAUAACGAAAACGAUGGCUUAUACAAAAUAAAAUUUGUGGAAACUGGUAGAGAAAACAUUAAGAUCAAGACAUAUGAUGUCAUUAAGCAGAAAAAAGGUCAAACUAAUAAUAAUAAACUUGACAAUUUUUUUGAGAAUUUUCUUUUAUCACAAUAUUCGGAGCAAACAUACCAACGUAUACCUAUUAGUAGAAAUACUGAUAAAAAUAACAAUGUAAAGAAUAAUCAUACCGCUAAAAAUGGAAAGUAUAAAAGAGAUUUAAGGUAUAAUAAAGAGACAGUUGGCGGAUUUUUUUGCUCAGCGUGCGUUCCGCAAAAGGCUAAAUAUCAAGAUAUAUAUUUGAUGUGUCGGCAGGUUCAUUCUUCUCAACUAGCUACCCCAUUUUCAAAUGAUAUAAAUGAUAAAUUAAAUUUACACAAAGAGAUUAAUUGUAAAAACUGUCAGGAUAAAAAUAUACACAAAUCUAUGAUAGUUGAUAAUAACUUAGUAAAUUUUCUUAAUAAAUAUGGAAUAAAUCCUUCAAAACAGAACGUUUCGGCCAAAACCUAUACCAAGAUAAACUCGGAUAUAUCUAAUAAUAACAUUACUAAAAAUAGUCUGGAAUAUCGUCGAAAUUACCUUCAAAGAAAUAAAAUAAUAGAUAUAGAUAAUAAAGAAAUUGAUAAAACUAAAGUUGAUGAUUUAAUACACCAAAAUAAGAAUAUGAUGAUGGAUCAGAAAUAUCUUUUGGUUACUAAAAGAGUUUUAAUAAUAGAUAAAUGCGAAUGCCAAUCUUGUUCUAAACACGACAAAUAUUUAUGA
Molecule: messenger RNA, 1498 nt
Organism: Gordionus sp. m RMFG-2023
Lineage: Eukaryota; Metazoa; Nematomorpha; Gordioida; Chordodea; Parachordodidae
Exons: 2
Coding region: 116-1498 (460 amino acids)
Source: RefSeq, a predicted model, not a curated record